AUGCCUAUUCCUGAGUGGAAGUGUGAGAGGAUAGCCAAGGACUUUGUUGUUGGUCUUCCGAAGACCUUGCGCAAGUUUGAUUCGAUUUGGGUCAUUAUUGAUAGAUUGACUAAGUCUGCUUAUUUCAUACCAGUUCAGAUUACCUACAUUGCUCAGAAGUUAGCCCAGAUUUAUAUAUGUGAGAUUAUUCAUUUGCAUUGGGUAAGGCCAUGGGUUACUGAACUUCUGAGAGAGUCAUUAGACAAGGUUAAGGUCAUUCAGGCUAAGCUCUUACCAGCUCAGAGUAGACAUAAGGAAUAUGUGGACCGAAAGGUCCGAGAUCUUGAGUUCAUGGUUGGGGAGCAGGUUUUGUUAAAGGUCUCACCCAUGAAGGCUGUGAUGAGGCUUAGGAAGAAGGUCAAGCUCAGUCCUAGGUUCAUCAGUCCAUUUGAGAUUCUUAGCCGUGUGGGGAAGGUAUCCAAUGAGUUGGCUUUGCAUACAGGUUUGUUAGGUUUUCACCCGGUGUUUUAUGUCUCUAUGUUGAAUAGAUACCACGGUGAUGGUUCUUACAUUAUUCGUUGGGAUUCAGUCUUGUUGGAUGAGAACUUGUCUUAUGAGAAAGAGCCUAUUGCCAUCUUAGAUAGAGAGGUUCGUAAGUUGAGGUCUAAAGAGAUAGUGUCAGUGAAGGUUCAGUGGAUGAAUCGUCCCGUUGAGGAGGCUACUCGGGAGACCAGUCUAAUAUAUGAAAUAAUUAUCCCAAGAAUAAUGGGAAUAUCACGAUCAAUAGCACAGUCAAGAAUUACAAAAUCUGCAGGCAAGAAAAAGUCACCAACCGGCACAAAAACAUCAUCGACCACGCCAACUGGCUUCUUAAAAGAUCUGUCAGCCAUCUGUAAUCGCAUAGUCGUAGGCCUAGGCAUCCCCAAUCCUAAUUCCUUAUAA
Messenger RNA from Lycium ferocissimum, 921 nucleotides. RefSeq lists its product as uncharacterized. The record is from RefSeq and is a predicted model, not a curated record. The transcript has 2 exons. NCBI's taxonomy places the organism in Eukaryota, Viridiplantae, Streptophyta, Magnoliopsida, Solanales, Solanaceae. Bases 1 to 921 code for a protein of 306 amino acids.